AGAGUCGAUGAGUUUUUCUGAACAAAGCAAUUCAACCCCGAACAGUUUGCUGCAGAACAAUUACCCUCGUGUUUUCAUCAGGUUUCUCCUUCGCUUUGCGAAGGCUUUAACACUCGGCAACCGAGCAGAAUUUAAAUUAUGGUGUAAAGGACAAAUUCCGGGUUCGAAGCUAGACAUCAACCCGGUUGAUGAUGGCGAUUUCAUUGCUUUGAUCGAGUCUCUUCUGGAAUCCAACAUAGUUACCCUCACAGACUUGUCGCUACUUGAAGAAUUUCUUAUUACCGUUGACUGUCGCGAUUUGCUGGAAUCAUUGAAGGAAGUCGAGCUACAAAUCUCUCUUAGUAGUAUAAUUGAAGUUUACAUAAAAUCGGUGAAAGACCUCCGCCGUGGCGCGCCUAUGAAACUUUCCUGUGAUCAAGCGAACAUCGUAAAGUUUCUCCUGGCAGUUAAAGAAAGAAACGAGGACGUGAUUUGUCUGGCCAUAAACCAACUGGAGAAAUUUGAAGAAGAUAGGAUUAUUCUGAAGAUUAUCGAGAACUCUAGUCCAGAGAUCUCUCAGCUAUCGUGGUCCAAGUUCAUGUCUUAUUUGGUGUUUAUUGGCGAGUUCUGUGCUUCGUUUAGUUGGCCACCUACACAGUUGCCCGAUGUUAAAGCGGAUGGUUGCUAUAUGAGUCUCUUCUCGAACACCAACACAUGCAAAUCACUUUCGAAAUGGAUGCUUAAAAACGGAGGUCUGGAAGCGUUUCAAGAAUUCAUCAAAGAAAAACAACAAGUUACUAUCAGUGAUUCUGUUUCAUCGUCUAAUGGAGACAUUUUAAAAAAAACCAUCGAGCUGCUUGGAAAUCGCAUAGAUUUGCAAUGAAGCAAUUUCACUAUGGAAAUAUGAAAUGAUGAACUUGUAGAUUCGUUUUAUGAUA
Molecule: messenger RNA, 917 nt
Organism: Stylophora pistillata
Lineage: Eukaryota; Metazoa; Cnidaria; Anthozoa; Scleractinia; Pocilloporidae
Biological process (GO): regulation of apoptotic process
Molecular function (GO): protein binding
Source: RefSeq, a predicted model, not a curated record